Messenger RNA from Paralichthys olivaceus (Japanese flounder), 3563 nucleotides. RefSeq lists its product as uncharacterized. The record is from RefSeq and is a predicted model, not a curated record. Gene Ontology annotation, molecular function: DNA-binding transcription factor activity, RNA polymerase II-specific; RNA polymerase II transcription regulatory region sequence-specific DNA binding. Gene Ontology annotation, biological process: regulation of transcription by RNA polymerase II; embryo development; urogenital system development. Gene Ontology annotation, cellular component: nucleus. Lineage: Eukaryota; Metazoa; Chordata; Actinopteri; Pleuronectiformes; Paralichthyidae.
GCUGGUUUAUAGUAGCACCGUGAACGUUAGCAUCUCCUGCAGACGGUAGCUAAAGUGCGGUAAAGACAUGACUUCCAGGAGGACGGGCUAUGCUGCUAGCAUGGACUCCUCUCCAUCAAACAGCGGCUCCAUCCACACUGGGAAUCGCAAACAAAGUAUAAUCAACAUCCCCGACAGGACCGACUCCUGCUAUGAUCGCAAAGCCGAUAAGGCUGCGUACGGGGCUGUGCAGGGCAACAUGACUGUGACGUCGCUAAAGUCCCGUCUGGCCCCGACCAUUCAGACUGCCAUGUCCGCUGCAGUGGACACCCUGCUGGGCGAGGUGGUGCUUGUUCUCAACGAGACCCAACAGGAGCUGCUGCACAAGGAGCAGGAGAACGAGAGACUGAAGGUGCGACUGGAGGUGUCGGAGAGGGAGCUGAAGACGCUGCAGGAGUGUCUGAGCAGCGCCCAGAAGCUCAUAGAUCAGCUGCAGAUCUCUUACGCGGGGCCCCAGUCUAUCAGUCAGUCCGUUUUCGCCCCUUCUCUGUCUUCCAUGGCUUCCCUGGCCUCAGGUUUGGACCGGGACCACCAGAACCCCCGAAAUGUGAACGGAGCCGGUGUCGACCUCGGUCUCGGUGGCUCUGUGGAUGAAUCGCUUCACGGGUUUGAGCCCAGAGAUGACUACAAAAUGUGCCAGCUAUCAAUCCAACCAGAUGGCUCUGUGACCAACCACGCGCUGGACUCCUUCACAUCCACUGCAUCUCAUAUGUGCUCCGAUUCCAGCAGGCCAGACCAGUCUCAGGGACCAGGUGGAGCAUCCAGGUUUGAGAUUAAAGAGGAGCAGGGUCCAGCUUCAGGCCCCGGUCAGCCAAGCAGGAAGGAGUCUGGUUUGCGUAAUGACGAGGAUGGAGAACGAUCAUCUCACAACAUCGGCGACCUCGGCUACGUUCAAGUUGGGGAGGGUGGUUCUCAGCGCUCAUUUACUCACCCGCUGCGGCACCAGAGGCCUGUGCGAGAAUGUAGCAAUGCCUUGCAACAGGGCGGACUGGAUGGACAGAAAACUCUGGUGAGGACUCCUGGGAGAGGAGACAGUGUUUCACCUGGCAGAGCAGAUGACUCGGCAGGACCUUCAGCCUCGGACACAGUAGUGGAUCCCUCUGGAGAUCGGCCUCACCACUGCCUGGAGUGUGGAAAGACGUUCCGCUUGAUCUCCAGCCUGAAGAAGCACAUCCGCAUCCACACAGGAGAGAAGCCUUACCCGUGUGGAGUCUGUGGCCGCCGCUUCCGCGAGUCAGGCGCUCUCAAAACUCACCUGCGCAUACACACGGGUGAGAAGCCAUACUCUUGCUCUGAGUGUGGGAACUGUUUCCGCCACUUGGACGGUUUGCGAAAACACAGACGCACGCACACCGGAGAGAAACCCUACGUGUGUGCUAUCUGUGGGAAGCGCCUGAGCCGUCUGCAGCAUCUCAAGCACCACCAGCUCAUCCACACCGGAGAGAGGCCGUGCUGCUGCCCCUUCUGCAACCGCAGCUUCAAGGAGCCCGCUGCGCUGCGGAAACACAUCCGCACGCACCGGGAGGAAGGCGGCCACAUGGGAAUUACUGCCAGUGAUGACACAGACCCGGACGCCAUAGAUGACAUAAACAACCUCCAUCCAGCUGCUCCGUCCCCUCAGAUGAGGUUCGGAGAGUGGGGAGCCGAGGAGGAUGACAGCUCAGUUGCGGACUGUGUGUAGUGGAUAAUUUGAGGAUUAACUGUCGGUUGCUAAUCUUAUAAAAUGUGGAACAAGGUGUUUGGGCAGUUUGAUAUAAUGGAUAAGACCAUCUCUGUUCCAUGCUGUUAGAGUGAAGACAUAUAACCUUAGACUUUGAGUUUUGUUUAUAUCUGACAUCAUGUUUUCAUCAUCGUCAGCAGCAUCAUUGUUUCUCUGACUUUCAUCAGGCAGCAGCAGAAGUAGCAUACAGGUUUUAAUUGGUAGAAGUGGAUGAGAUCUGCUUUCUCACUUUGAAAAUAUAAGAACGCUUAAUCUUCAGAGUCUCUGCUGAUGCUGCUUAAGAUCGUCCCUCGAUGUUAGUCAGGAUAAACUGUUGGGAUUUUAGUCAUGAGUUUUUAAAGCUUUAGGUAGUACAGAGCUGCUCUAAUACAGUAGGCAGGAAUAGAUGCAUAGUGCAGCUUCAUGCUUCAUGUGCAGGAUAAACCAUGCAUUUUCUGGACUAAACCAAAGCAUACAGUGUUAUGGUUUAAUCCAUUGAUGUGAUAAUUGUGUGGGUCCAUACUGUGGUGCUUUAUGAAACAGAAACUGACCAACAUCAUCAUGUGUUGAUCAUUCCAAAUCAUUUCCAGUUUACUCAGCCAGAGAAGCAAAUGUUUCACUUUCAUCCUUUAAGACCACGAAAAACAGACAUCUCAACUAUUGCAAUAUUAAUAAAAAAUGCCAUAUGGUAACUGGCUCCUAUCAUGAUAAAUGGACAAUAUACUGAUGUCUCCCAGCUCUACCUCACUCCUCAUUCUCCACAAUGAUAAAAAUACCACAAAAACACAAAAUUCCCAGUUGAUGUAAGUGGUUAGAUUUGACUACAUGUAUAGCUCUUCCUCUUCAGCCCUGCUCUGCCCCAUCUCAUCUCUGCUUUUCACUCUGCAGAGCCCUCAUCAGUUACACAAUCCUAAUGCUGAAGUGAUCUGUGUCAAGUAUAUCUCAAGUUUGAAGACGCUGUAUCAGUCCAGACAUUAUAUGUGUUAUUUCUUUGUCAACCAAACAUGCAGAGUUAUUUUAAAGAGUGAGACAACACCAUCAUUCACAACAUGGACCAUUUCUUAGCAUUCCUUCUUUUUAGAAAUUCAAGCUGCUACUCUGUCUAGAAGACCUCUUCACCUCUGUAUUUAUAAUUAUUGUUGCAAGCCAGUUACUAGCGGACAAACUUUGGUGCUUGCAUGUGCAUAUUUGUUUCUCCGCUGGUGAUGAUGCCUCCUGGGCGUUUCUGUAAAUAAGAAUAUAGUUUUAGGCAUUUUAUCCAGUUUAGUAAGGGGUUGACGUUUGUGGAAAAAGUGGAUGUGCAACAAUGACCUUUUUUCUUUAAUGUAACGUGCUUUUUAACCCAUCAGUAUUCUAACGCAAUGUAAAUAUAUAAAUCUUUUUAAAUAUCUCUCUGAUGUUUCUCCUGAUGUUCUGAUCCAAUGCAACGAAGGCAUCAAGUUGAACAACAGAUGAAUCCUCUCAGCCCUUCGAGCUAUUCUCUAGGUCUCUUGUGUCAUUUGCCAUGUAUACUACUCUAAUGAUCUCUAUGUACAUCUGCAAGUGUAAGUCAUUUUACAAGGCACUCAAAAUGUAAAAUAUAUGUCACAAGAAUACGAUUUGCGAAUUAACACGGUCCCGGUUUAUCAUAAUUAUUGUUUUUAGUGUUACAUACAUGGGGGCUGUGCAUGUAGGUUUAAAUUGAAAUGGCAUUCUUCCUUAACAGAUCAUUUAAUGUUAAAUGAAUUAAAUUUUUUAGCCAAUGUGUUCAAAAUAUAUUCCCACAAUUCACAUCCAUCCUGUUAUCUACUGUAAAUGUGACUAUAUUAAAGGGCCUUGUUUGUUA